This is a messenger RNA of Daphnia pulicaria, 4225 nucleotides long. RefSeq lists its product as uncharacterized. Bases 86 to 4144 code for a protein of 1352 amino acids. NCBI's taxonomy places the organism in Eukaryota, Metazoa, Arthropoda, Branchiopoda, Diplostraca, Daphniidae. The transcript has 13 exons. The record is from RefSeq and is a predicted model, not a curated record. Gene Ontology annotation, biological process: regulation of DNA-templated transcription. Gene Ontology annotation, molecular function: transcription coregulator activity. Gene Ontology annotation, cellular component: nucleus.
AAAUGUUUUGUUCAACUUCCAGUGAAAAUGGCGCGGAACAGUUUUGUGGUUGUUUUGGUAAUGUGAAAAAAUAACAUCUCGAGCGAUGGCUUCAAAAGAAACCGAUCAACUAAUAGAAGAUGAACUUCAGGCUUUGCAUCAAUCUAUUGAACAGUUGAACUCAGGAAAUUCAGAAGUAAGCUUUCAAAAUGAUAGUUUAGAGAAUCAAAAGACCAGCAAAAGAAAACGGGCGAACCAAGCCGAUGUACAAACUCAAACUCCCAAGAAGUCUAAAAGACGCAAUGUUAAUAUUCCUGAAGAAUGCCUCAGUGAUCCAAAUAAUCCAAUCGAUGAAAUAUUAGAGGGGAUUGCUCUACGGAAAAAUCUUACUACAAACAAUGUGAAACAUCUGCUACGGAAUAUAAUCGCAAAUGAAAGUGUUCAGGAAAUGCUUAAAUGUUCACUUGAUUCCAACUUAAAGAUGAGUUUCCAGCCAAAGCUUACUCGUUCAAAAACAAAAGAGUGGCUUGAAAAUCAGAAUAAUUUAGCUUGGCCAUCAUCAGCAAAAAAAGCUAGUGAUACACAAAUUCUAAUGGAAGAAGAUUUCCCUGAAGAUUCUUCUGAUGAAGACGUUGAAUACAGGCCUAAUGAAGAUGACACUGAUAAUCAUAGUGAUGAAGGAAGUUUCCUGUCUUCACACACAAGUGACAUCGGAUCUCCUUCAUCUUCUGUAGCUGCCUCUACACCAAAAGUUUCACAAAGUAUUGAUCCAUUUAAAAGACCAUUCCCUAUAGAGGAACCUCAAAUCCAGGAAGAUCUCAUUGGGUCUCGAACUCGUUCGAAACUACCCCUGAACGACACUCCUUUAGAGCAUUUGGAAUUGGCUUUUAUUCCUCCUGAUAUUUCGACUGACAUGUAUGAUUCUGACUGUGAUAAUGAAGAAUGGCGAACAUUUUUAAAAGAGUUUGUUUGUCCCCCUUCGAACCACCUUUCUGAGAACCUUGACGACGAAGAGGCCGAUCCAGAAUACAACGUUCUGGAAGAAGAAGAAGAAGAAGUCGAUGCAGAAGAAUUGCGUGCAGAUCGCACUGUCCAAAUUACUAAAAAAGAAGUCAGUGAACUGCUGUCGGAGCUUUUUGAAGAGGAUUUUUCUUCGUCCGAUGAGGAAACUACCAAACCAAGCAAUAAUCUUCCUCGCGUACAACAACCCACAGAGGACAUUCUUCAAACGGCCAUUUCAGAUAUAAUAGUUCAAUUAGAACCGAGUUCUCCAGAAAUAAGUAAAACCCUCGGUAAACCUACUGGAAUUGUACAACCUCUUGUUCUAAACCACGAGGCACAAAUGCCCUUUACUAUCAGCUUCCCAACAAUGGAUUUACCACCAAUUGAAAUGUUCCAUAAUCCUUGUUCUUCUUCAAGCGAAGUUUCUUCACUGCAAUCUUACACAGUAGAACUCUCACCAGAAGCAACAUUGCUGUUAAAUGAACAAUUGAGAAAGCAUGUGCAACUGCUUACUCAAAUGCAUUUAAUUACCGCACAGCAGGCAGGUUUGGAAAAUGUAACCGAAGAAUGUCGUUUUAUGCUACAGGACCUCGUUCCUUUAAAGCAACGAGUUGACAUCGCAAACUUAGAUGAAGCUAUUGAUCUAGUUAAUCAUUGGGAAACUGUUGUGACCAAGGUACCGCCUGAAGAACUUACAAAGUUUCAAAGAACUAUUGUCGUCUGUGGGGAAAAGAAGAAGUUCUUUAAGCGCUCAAGUAAACAUCCUGAGCGAUAUCCUUUCAACCCUAAAAUGGUCGAAUUAAUGGCAGAGAGUCGUGUCUUCAUUUAUCCUGAGCUGCUUCCUAAGCUUGCAAUCUUUCAAAGUGAACCAGGGCCGUGUAAAAUGUCUUCAUAUGAAGAACAGCUGAUAGCAAUGGGAAUGGAACAAUUUACUCCAUUUUGUAAGGAACUUUUGAUCGGUAAAAAGAGCUCAGUAGAAAACAUGGUUAAUUCCAUGAUUUCUCACUACAUGCUACCACAUUGGACUGCCAAACAGAUCGGAAUUCGUAUCAAGAACAAAUCGUUUAAAAACAAAAGAAGUAAAGAAGAAGGAAACCCUAUCAAAUAUUAUUUGGCAAACAAAGUUGCUCCACCCAUUCAUCAUAAUAGUAUCCAGCCAUUUGACUGCUACUCAACAACCGCACUGUGCGAUGUCCCACCCAAUUUGUUACCAGAACGUUGGCGAGAAAUUAUGCUGAUCCAUGGCGGCAUGCGUUGUCGGUCUAGAAAGAACGAUCUUUUUGCACUACGACCUGUAGUUCCACAUUAUCAACCGACACAUUACAUCCUCUACGGAAUUCCGUCACUCCCACAACCGACUAUGUCCACUCCCACGGUUAACAUUAUGAGAACGAAAUCCAUGGGACACCCCCCAACGAAAACCAAGAAAAAAAAAUCGGACUCGAAUAACUCGAAAACUGACGAACAAAUCGCACAAGCUAGUCAACGAAUUCCUCAGUCUGUUUAUUCUCCAGUUCUUUGCGACCUUGUUGAAACUGACAACAAUAACUCAUGCACGAAUAUCGACUUAAAUAAUUUACAACCGACUGAGGUAUUCGAAGAUUCUCAAAAUAAUGAAUAUCAAAAUCAAAAAGAGAAUCAAGCGCCUGAGGGAACACAUUCAAGUAAUGAUAUAAUGAUUCCGGUUGUCGAUCAGGAAACGGACAGAGCAAACCCGGAGGAGAAUAAUGCUUCUUCAGAAACGGAUCCAACCCCAAUGAAAGUUACUUCGAUUUCAGAGAGGGUUGACCUCGCUGAAAAAGAUAGUACUUCUGAAGGGAAAGCAUCUGCUGAAGAAAAUAUGAAUAAUGAAAAUUUGACAAAAUCACCUGAACCUACAGAUGUAUCAAGUGUAUGUUCCAAUCAACUAGAUGUCAUCGAUACCGAUUUUGAAUGUGAAUCUGAACUGCCGCUUGGGGCUUCGAGCCCUCAUGACGAAAGAAAUCGAACUUGUCAAACUUCAAAUCAAGGAGCCAAGCGCUACGUCCUAAUCCACCGUCCAGAUUCAAAUAUGACUCAUGUCAUGCAUGUUUGGGGCCCUUCAAGUAUAGCAGAACAAACUACCAUUCCUAUUCGAACAGCUGCUGAUCGCGAAGCAAAUAAUCCUUCAGGAGAAACAAACCCAUCAUCACAAGGAAAUCAAAAGUCAUCUUCUUCAGGUGCUGAGGGUGGCAGUGGCAUUUUUUGUCCAUCUGGAUCUGGUGCAUCAGGAACAAGUGCAGGCAACAGCGGAGGAGACGACGGGGAUAAACCUCCUUCGAGUCCAUUAAGCAGCAAUCAUGUCGAUGAAAAUUUAGUCAUGGAAGACGACGACGAAGAAGAAGACUCUAUUUCACUUGAUUUCUUGACGACAGUUCCAUUGGCUACCAAUUCUGUUCCAAAAGGGAGGAGCCCUGCUCAUCGCCAUAUUCGACAUCAGCGCAAUGCUAAGCGGAUACUUGACUCUUGGAUGGCCGAUGAUGACCCAGUGCAGCCACGCAGCGAUGCAUAUGCCCAAAUUUAUUUCAUGAAAGUUCGAAGUCGGUUGGAACAAUCAAAUCCCGUGGCGUUUAAAGAAUUCUUUACUACUUUGGGCCAAUUUCAAUCUAGUUCUGGUUCAUUCUUGGAGUUGUACAGAAAAAUCGAGACUAUUUUGAAAGAUAACAUGGAUUUGUUGGAAGAGUUCGUUCUCUUUUUAAGUCCAGAGGCAGCUGCUCAAUGUGGAGUACAGUUCCAACAUUUUUUGUACGUCCGAAUGCGCGAAUUUUUCUCAAAACUGAAGAUUCAUUUCAAAGAUAGCCCUUCACAACUCAAGCGAACUCUGAAGACCCUUCAGCAAGUGGAAAGCAGUGCGUCACCCAACAUAAACGAAAUAAAAAAUGCUAUUCUUCCUCUGCUCAAAGGAAACGCUCAUUUAACGCAGGGUUUUCUUCAGCUUUUUCCUGAUGAUGCACCACCUCCAAGCGAUUCAGGGGACUUUGAAGAUGUAAAUAUGGAUCAAAUCAACAGUGGAGACGAAUUUGAACAUGUCCACAUAAGUGAAAACACUCAAGCCAAAGAAAAUGAAGUGAAAUCAGGAAAACGAACAGGUAUGAAAGGAAGUGCCAAGAACAAGAAUAAGGGGAAGUCUUGGAAGAAGUCAUAGUCUCAGUAUAUGUUUUAUAGAAAAUUUGUUGUCUUUAUUACCGAAAUUCAUGUAAAUACAGACGCUUUCGUAUUAAUCGUA